Messenger RNA from Loxodonta africana (African savanna elephant), 7435 nucleotides. It is a transcript of the gene GPR68, whose product is annotated as G protein-coupled receptor 68. The coding region runs from base 3494 to 4624 and encodes 376 amino acids. Gene Ontology annotation, biological process: G protein-coupled receptor signaling pathway; cellular response to pH. Gene Ontology annotation, molecular function: G protein-coupled receptor activity. The record is from RefSeq and is a predicted model, not a curated record. Gene Ontology annotation, cellular component: membrane. Lineage: Eukaryota; Metazoa; Chordata; Mammalia; Proboscidea; Elephantidae. The transcript has 2 exons.
AGCCCAUCUCAGAGGAGAAGUUUCACAGAGCUUUCUAUGUCAGACCCCUGUCUAGGCUGCAAAUUCUUUGCCAGCCCUCUCUCAUUUCAGUUCUUUCCCAUCGUCCUAACCUCCUGCACCCCAUUAGAGGCACCUAAGCCAUUAGCCGGGGGGUUGGAGGGGGAGCUUCCAAUGAUUCUCUUCAGGGGCUCCAGCCAGUUAAGUCUGGAAAAGUUCCUGGGUGCCACCCCCUUGCUGCGGAGUUGAUUUUGACUCAUAGCAACCCUACAGGACAGAGUAGAAUUGCCUCACAGGGUUUCCAAGGCUGUAAUCUUUACAGGAGCGGACUGCCACAUCCUUCUCCCACGGAGUGACUGGUGGGUUCGGACCAUCAGCACUUCAGUUAGCAGCUGAGCACUUAACCACUGCACCACCAAGGCUCCUUCCCAGGUGCCAGAUACCACUCAAAUUCCUCCCUGUCCUCCCCCAGCAUCCAAAUACCAAAGUAGCAUGAGCCCCAUAGGAGGCAAACCUUAUACAGCAAAUUGAGGGAAAGUCGUCACCUCUCUCACCACUCAACUAGCUUGCCACCACCAAGAUUCUGCACACCUGAACCCGAGGGGAACACACAGCCUUCUAGCAGGCGUUGGGUGAAGAAGGAGGGGGACUAACAUUUAUUGAGCACUCACUAUAGGAAGGGUUCUUUCUAAGAGUUUUACACUUGUAAACUCCUAUAAUACAACAGCCCUGUGAGGCGCUAUUAUUAUCCCCAUUUUACAGAUAAGGAAACUAAGGCACAGAGAAGUCAUGUAACUUACCCAAGGUCACACAGCCCAUCAAGUGGAGGAGCACAGAUCUGAACCAUUCUAAGCAGGAGAACCAAGUCAGAGGUUACACCCCAGCCUGGCCCACCCCAGUUUAGCCAGCACAGCCCCCUUUUGUGCCUUCCCAGCAUAACCUCUCUCGUUACAUCGGCCAGGCUGGGCUCCUGGUUUCUAUGUCAACCAGAUUGCUUGAGGGCACGUUUAUAUUUGAUUCUCAUGCCCAUCUUCAUUACUAACCCCAUUUUAAGGAAAAAGAAACCGAGGCUCACAGAGGCUGCAUAACUUGCCAGAGCUCUCACAGUCAGAGCACAACAGAUUUAGGACUCAAACCCAAACUGGCUCAGCUUGAGCAAGCCUAGCCUGAAGGCCUCCUGCAGGAGUCUGCAGUCCAGCCAGAGAUAUGGCAUGGGUUCCCAGCCCUCCAGGUAGGUGUGCUCACGCUUCACCUGGACCCGAGCUGACUGCCUGCUGGCCUCAGAGUUUCCUGCCUUGGUGCAUCCCCAUUAGUCAUAGUCUGAGAGCCUCGGGGAUUAUCUGAGUGGGAGCGGAAACAAUUUUGCGGUGUUAAUCAGGUCGUCUGAUUAAUCAGCUCAGGCCCCAAGCCUGCUGGAGUGCAGCUGAUCCCAGAAAAGGUAAUUCUCAGAAAAGCCAAGUUCUUGCUGCCUGAAGUCGUCCUGGGAGGUGCCUGCCUCAGCAAUGGCGAGUAUUUCUCAGAGUGAUAGUUGUCCACCUCUGCCCUUGGAAACUCACGGCGCCGGGAAGGACGGGCAGGGGAUCGGCCGGAGGAGGCUUGGGGCUGUGCAGGGAUACAUGAGCUGCAGGGAUACAUGAGCUGGCACUGGAGCUGAGGAAGGAAGUGAGGAGUCACUGUGUUGUUUGGGGGAUAAAGAGAGAUUUUCUCUGAGGCAGGCCAGCUGUGCUAAUUGGAAGAAUGAACUGGAAAAGCAGUCAGGAGAUAAUCUCUGCGCAUUCUUCAGUACCCGCACAUUGUUCCAUUCCUGUCACUUUGCAGCCAGGGGCAUUUCUGUAUCAGAUGGCGGCUCCGCAAGAGGCAGAUGGCACACUCAGGAGGGGUAAUAGAGUUUAACACAGGGCCAGUUGUCAAAGGCGUGGUUCAGGUUAAGGGAAUCAACGUGGAUGGUACAGCAGCCUGGGACUAGCAUCUCUGGGGAGCUGUGACUACCCCUAGGCCUGCAGGGGAAAGGGAGAGUGCUAGGGGUGAACUUAUGCUCCCCCCGCCCAAAUAUGUGUUGGAAUCCUGACUCCUAUACUUGUGGAUAUAAUCCUGUUUGGAAAUAAGAUUUUCUUUGUCAUGCUAGUUAGACCAUACCCAGGUACCAAAACAAACAACCAAAAAAAACUAGUUGCUGUCUAGUUGAUUUCCACUCAUAGCAACCCUAUAAGACAGAGUAGAACUGCCGUAUAGAGUUUCCAAGGAGUGCCUCGUGGAUUUGAACUGCCGACCUUUUGGUUAGCAGAUGUAGCUCUUAGGUCUAAAUCUGAUCAUUUCUGCGUUAUAAAAAGAGCAGAUUAGACAGACAGACACACGGAAAGACAGAUGCCAUGCCAAGGAACUCCAAGGAACCUGGGAAUGCACGAGGCCACCAAGAAGGAAGGAAUUGACACAGCCAAGACCCUGAUCUGGACUUUUUAGUUUCCAGAGCUGUGAGAAAAUAAAUGUCUCUUCUCUGAAGCCACUCAUUUGUGGUAUUUGUGUUACAGCAGCGCUGGAAGCUAAGACAGGGAGGGAGCAGUUACUGGAAGCUGGAGAGAGCAGGGCCAAGAGGGGCUCCUGGCAGGAGCUGGGCUCUCCCAUAAAGGGAAGCAGCCAACCUGUGGCAAUCCUGGCAGCGGAAUCAAUACUUCUCUGACUCUGCUCUCCUCCCACCCUCUGGGCUCCAGUUAGUGCUGCCCAUUGGCCAAAGCCAACAGCAGCUAGAGGGCAAGGGAGCCCAGGUGAUACAAUCCACAGAGUAGGACGGAUCUGGAAGGGCAAGCGUGUGGCACCCUUCUGACCUGGUAUAACACCUCUCUCACCUAUUCCUCUGGCUGCGUUUUCUGAGCACCUGCAGUGUGCCGCUCUGAGCUUUCGCUGGAAGAAUGCAGUGAAUGAACUGUUCUCAGGCUCUGCCUUUAGAUGAAAUGGAAAGCUGACUCUUUGCCAAGCCAAAAAAAAAAACAAACCUAAAAACUGAGAGGCUGGAACGGAAGAAAUGGUUGCCAAUGUCCCUUGCGCCAAGCGUGGGGCACUUCUGACCACGUCUCCAGAGCCCAGCCCCAUGUGGUAGAUCGUGGGUGAGAAAGGCGCCUAUUAGUUCAGCAUCUCAAAUCGGCAUUCCACGAGCGUGGCUCGUCAGUUACUAUCCUCUGGGCCCAGGAAGGGUCUGACAUGCUUCGUUUUCACUCAGGAAGUCGUUUGUUGUUUAUUAUGUCAAUGCUAGGCUUCAUUUACGAAACAACACAUUCCGCUGGACAUCUGGACACCAAGAAACACGACCAACUCCAGCCACGAGAUGAUCUAGCACUUUCUUAGGGAGAGCAUGGCUGGGGAUGCCAAACCUGUCUUCCACGGGCCCAUUCUGGAUCUUUAGGAGCUUGCCUACCACCAAUGAUGCCCAGCUCCUAAUACAGCUUGAACCACGUUCUGUAACAAAGAUGGCGGUGCAGAGACUAGCCCCUUCUCUGAGCCCAUGAUGGGGGAGGUCCCUCCAGGCCCAAAGAUGGGGAACAUCACCACAGACAACUCCUCGUUCAGCUGUACCAUUGACCACACCAUCCACCAGACGCUGGCCCCGGUGGUCUAUGUCACAGUGCUGGUGGUGGGCUUCCCAGCCAACUGCUUGUCCCUCUACUUUGGCUACCUGCAGAUCAAGGCCCGGAAUGAGCUGGGCGUGUACCUGUGCAACCUGACGAUGGCGGACCUCUUCUACAUCUGCUCACUGCCCUUCUGGCUGCAGUACGUGCUGCAGCAUGACGACUGGCCACACAGUGACCUGUCUUGCCAGGUGUGUGGCAUCCUUCUCUAUGAGAACAUCUACAUCAGCGUGGGCUUCCUCUGCUGCAUCUCCAUUGACCGCUACCUGGCCGUGGCCCAUCCCUUCCGCUUCCACCAGUUCCGGACCCUGAAGGCAGCCGUCUGUGUCAGCGUGGUCAUCUGGACCAAGGAGCUGCUGACCAGCAUCUACUUCUUCAUGCACGAGGAGGUCAUCGUGGAUAAAGACCGGCACCGUGUCUGCUUCGAGCAGUAUCCCAUCCAGGCCUGGCAGCGCAGCAUCAACUAUUACCGCUUCCUGGUAGGCUUCCUCUUCCCCAUCUGCCUGCUGCUCAUCUCCUACCAGGGCAUCCUGCGGGCCGUGCGUCGGAGCCACGGCACCCAGAAGAGCCGCAAGGACCAGAUCCAGCGGCUGGUGCUCAGCACCGUGGUCAUCUUCCUGGCCUGCUUCCUGCCCUACCACGUGCUGCUGCUCGUUCGCAGCCUCUGGGAGUCCAGCUGUGAGUUCGCCAAGGGCAUCUUCAAUGCCUACCACUUCUCGUUGCUCCUCACCAGCUUGAACUGCGUCGCCGACCCCGUGCUGUACUGCUUUGUCAGUGAGACCACCCACAGGGACUUGGCCCGCCUCCGUGGGACCUGCCUGGCCUUCCUCACCUGCUCCAGGACCAGCCGGGCCAGGGAAGCCUACCCACUGGGUGCCCCCGAGGCCUCUGGAAAGAGUGGGGCACAGGACGAGGAGCCCGAGUUAUUAACUAAGCUCCAUUCACCAGCCUUCCAGACCCCUGACUCGUCGGGAACGGGAGGGUCUCCCACAGGCGGGUUGGCCUAGCCUGGGUCACCUGCGCGUAGGACUGCCUGAGGCCUGAGUCUUCCACUGACAGGCCUCUUAGUCCCGAGCUUGCUCACUGGCUGCCUCCAGCUUUGCCAAUGGCAGAUGCCUCUUCCUGCUGAGAGACGAUGGGCCUGGGCUGCUGGGCCAGGGCUUGGCCUUGGCUGGGCUAGGGCUUGGCCUCGGCGAGGCCUCUCUGACUCCGGGGAGCCUGCUCUAGCUUGCUGAGCUCCGGGGUUGUUGAAUGUCAGCUUAUGGGUGUCUCUGCUGUCAGCUGGGAUGCUACAAGGCGGGGGCUGUUGUGGGAGGAGAAGCUGGGGUUGGGGAAGCAGAGUGUGAAGACAUAGGGCUGGGGGAUGGGAAGAUCCCCAGGGCCCUCCCACGACAUCGGUGUCACAGAUGGUACCUGCUCAAAAGCACCAGUGUUAUCUGAGGCGACACAUGAAGCUGUAUUGUCGUAAUUAACAUGUGUGCCCCACCUUAAGAUAGGGCAAGAAGAGAGAUGAGUUGGGCCAGCGGAGAAGGAAGGUGGGGGCACUGUGAGUGUGUGGGAGGAGGAGGUGACAGACAGAGGAGAGCCCCCCAGCUCUAUCCAUUCACCAUUGCACAGGGAGAGUUGAGCAGAUUCACUUUUUAACUGUGCCUUCUGGAGCCUGAGAGCUGAUGGAAUACAAACCCCAGGCCUCCCCAGGGUGAGUUCUGUAGCCCUUGCUUAAGUGCAAGACAAAGGUCUAAAGACAAGGUGUCCUUAAGUGAGUUCCCUGCACAGACUCCUCCUAGCUAGAUUCCUGCUUCCACCUGCCCAGAAGCACCAAAUCUGAAGCCCUGGGAGUGUGUGCCCACACAUGUGUGUUUGUGGGUGUGUGUGCGUGGGUGUGAAUAUGUUGGUGUGUGCGUAUGUUGGUAUGGAUGGGUGCAUGUGGAUACAGCGUGUGUGUAUGUGGGUGCAGGUUGUGUGUUGGUGUGGACGGGUGUCUGUGUGUUGGUGUAUGUAUGUGUGUGCAUGUUGGUGUGGAUGGGUGUGUGUGUUUGCAUGUGUGUACACUGGCGUGGAUGGGUGUAUGUGUGUGUACAUGUUGGUGUAGAUGGGUGUGUGUGUUGGGGGUGUGUGUGUGUGCAUGUGUUUAUGUUGGUGUGGAUGGGUGUGUAUGGAUGCUUACAGUUAAAAUGCCAGUCUCCAUGACAGCCACAUGCCAAGACACUGAGGUUAGGGUCAUGUGACUGCUGGUGAUGUCCCCAAGCAAAGAGGCUUGGGCACUGGGGCAGAGUUCCCACCUUGGCUUUGCCCCCUGUGGCCCCCCUCCCCAACACACACUGUGGAGUAUCUAGCAAUCUCAGAAAAGAGCCUGACAUUCUUCCUGGGUUUUCAAGUACAACACAACCAACAUGCAAAAAACAAGUAAAACUGAUGCACGCUCCAGCCUCUUCCAAGGCCUGGAGUUCAGCUCCAGGUGGUUUAAAUGCCCCUGUGACAAGGUGAGGAGGUAGCCUUGGGAUCAACUUGCACCCUUCGUUCUCCAUCACUGCUCCUCUGCUGAUGUCCCAUCUCACUCACCUGGAGGGUGACAGUGGUCUGUGUACUGACCACCACCUGUGCUCUGUCCUGGAAGGCUGGGUACUGGGCUCAUCUCUUGUGCAACUUUGUGUCUGACUGUAUUGUGGUAUCCCACACACAGAUUUCUCCUAUUCAGUUAUUCAAUUUUGCUGCAAAGCUUCCUGCCCACUGAGCGCCAUCCUUCCAAAAGCGGCUGGAGAGUGCAGAGAGGGUCCAUGGGGUCCUUCUGUCUCAUCUUACUCUUUCACGCCCAGGGACUUUGCUUCUGCAAAAGGACCAGAAGAGCUGCUUGAUGCUUCGGGAGACCCAUCCACCUUUACAGAAAUGCUGGCCUUUCAAUUUCCUGGUCGAUGAGCUGAGGCCCACUUUGACUUCUCAGGGCAUGCCCUCAACGCCUGGGAGUCUAGUUCCUCAGAAGAAGUAGCUGGCUUCAGUAGAACAUUUUUGAAAUCUGCUAAAGCGAGGGCCAGGGAGGACCACCUUCCUCAACCUCCCUACCUCUCCUCUCCACCUUCCAAGAUGUUGAUCCUUUACCCUUGGACUCUUAACCCUUCUCUUGGGGUGCCCAGAGGCAGGUAGCCCAGGCUGGGUGUGCCCCAGGGAAGGGUGGUUACUGGGGACCUCAGGGCUACAUUUGGCUUUGACUGGGCAGCCUCUGCCCCAGCUCCUUAUGGAGGGCCUCUGAAUACCUGGAAAGGCUCUCUUCCCCUUUCUAGAGGAGGAAGUGACCGAGUUUGAAGGUGGCAGAAAUGGUCACAAGCCAAGGAGAGCCCACCCAGCCCCAGCCCAGGGUCCUACUGGGGCAGUGCCACUGGUUGAGUCCUCCAUGUCUCCUCAUUCAACAGUCCCAUUGCUGUGGAGUUGAUUCUGACUCAUAGGACCUUAUAAGACAGAGGAGAACUGUCCCAUAGGGUUUCCUAGGCUGUAAUCUUUAUGGAAGCAGGUUGCCACAUCUUUCUCCCAAGGAGUGGCUGGUGGGUUUGAACCACUGACCUUUCAGUUAGCAGCUGAGCGCUUAACCACUGCACAGCCAAGGCUCCUUCGUUCCACAGCAUUUCCCCCUAUUUUAAUUAUCCACCUGGCAUUCUCACUGGGAUGGACUGGAAUGAGCUGAGAGCAGUUCCAUUUACUAUCAAAAGUUGUAUUUUUGUAUUGUCCUUUCUUUUACGCCAAGUAUGUAUGUGUUGGACUGUGCAAUGGAUUUAUGAUGCAAAUAAAGCAAAGUGACUAACCAACCACACCUGGAGUGCCUGCAG